This is a messenger RNA of Taeniopygia guttata (zebra finch), 1246 nucleotides long. RefSeq names its product acrosin-like. NCBI's taxonomy places the organism in Eukaryota, Metazoa, Chordata, Aves, Passeriformes, Estrildidae. The record is from RefSeq and is a predicted model, not a curated record. Gene Ontology annotation, biological process: acrosome reaction; proteolysis. Gene Ontology annotation, molecular function: serine-type endopeptidase activity.
UCCCCACAGUGCCCAGAACAUGGAACCCACCUCUCUGUGACAUCAGCCCCGGGGCCGAGGGCUCCACGGGCAGCGCGGCUGCUGCGGGCACUGCGGCUGUGGCUGUGCUGCUGCACGGAGCUCUCAGUGCUUGCAGCUGACACGUGCCUCUGGCAGCCAUGAAUUGGCUCGGCCUCCUCGUCCUGCUGACCCUGGCUGGGCUGGCAGAGGGGACAUGGGACAACUGCGGAGGAACCUGUGGGCUCCGAGCUCCACAAUCUGUCUAUAGCCCCAUGACUUAUCCUUACGGCGAUGUGGCUUAUGACUACGGCAUGACACGCAUCGUGGGUGGCGUCGGUGCCGCGGAAGCAGCCUGGCCAUGGAUGGUCAGCAUCCAGCACCCCUGGGUACCAGGCCUGGGACAUCUAUGUGGGGGAUCCCUCAUCAGUUCAGAAUGGGUCCUCACAGCAGCUCACUGCUUUGACAAAUUCAAUAAUGUCAGUUUGUUCUACGUGGUGAUUGGGGCCACCCAGUUCACUCAGCCAGGCCCUGGGGCUGCAGUGCGCAGCGUCAAGCAGGUGCUGACACACCCGUACUACAGCCGAAUCGACUUCAGCUAUGACAUUGCCCUGAUGCAAUUGGACCAUCCUGUCCAGUGCAGCUCCUACAUCCAGCGGGCCUGUGUGGCAGAGCCCACCCUAACAAUCUCAGACCUCACCAACUGCUGGGUGGCUGGCUGGGGUGCCACUGCUGCAAGAUCUCAAGGUCCACCUGAUCGACUUCAGGAGGCCAAGGUCCAGCUCAUCGAUGUCCAGCUCUGCAACAGCAGUGACUGGUACGCAGGAGCAAUCCACACCCACAACUUGUGUGCGGGAUACCCACAGGGCCUCAUCGACACCUGCCAGGGUGACAGCGGUGGUCCUCUCAUGUGCCAGGACAACUAUGCAGACUUCUGGUGGGUUGUUGGAUUGACCAGCUUUGGGAAAGGCUGUGCCAGAGCAAUGAGGCCUGGAGUCUAUACCUCUACUCAAUACUUCUUUGACUGGAUUGAUUACAACAUGCGUGUAAAUGCAAUUAAAAGUGCUCCUUGAGCAGCAGGAAAGGCAGGAUCCAGGGCAGGCUGCAGUGCACCACAACCCUUUCCUGCUGAUCCAAAGGCAGCCUCAGGGUCAAAACCCUGCUCUGUCCUGACCACACUCCUCUCCUCUGUGCACACAGACACUGGAGUUGAUUUAGUUGUUGAAAUAAAGUUACCUUGGUUCACAGA